Saimiri boliviensis boliviensis (Bolivian squirrel monkey) is the source of this 1146-nucleotide messenger RNA. NCBI's taxonomy places the organism in Eukaryota, Metazoa, Chordata, Mammalia, Primates, Cebidae. The record is from RefSeq and is a predicted model, not a curated record.
CCCGCUGAUUCUGCUCCUGGGUUAACAAUCAAGAUGGUACAUGCUGAAGCCUUUUCUCGUCCUUUGAGUCGGAAUGAAGUUGUUGGUUUAAUUUUCCGUUUGACAAUAUUUGGUGCAGUAACAUACUUUACUAUCAAAUGGAUGGUAGAUGCAAUUGAUCCGACCAGAAAGCAAAAAGUAGAAGCUCAGAAACAGGCAGAAAAACUAAUGAAGCAAAUUGGUGUGAAAAAUGUGAAGCUCUCAGAACAUGAAAUGAUUAUUGCUGCUCAUCUAGUAGACCCUCUGAAUAUGCAUGUUACUUGGAGUGAUAUAGCAGGUUUAGAUGAUGUCAUUACAGAUCUGAAAGACACAGUCAUCUUACCUAUCAAAAAGAAACAUUUGUUUGGGAAUUCCAGGCUUCUGCAGCCUCCAAAAGGUGUUCUUCUCUAUGGGCCUCCAGGCUGUGGUAAAACGUUGAUUGCCAAGGCCACAGCCAAAGAAGCAGGCUGUUGAUUUAUUAACCUUCAGCCUUCAACACUGACUGAUAAGUGGUAUGGAGAAUCUCAAAAAUUGGCUGCUGCUGUCUUCUCCCUUGCCAUAAAGCUACAACCAUCCAUCAUCUUUAUAGAUGAAAUAGACUCCUUUCUACGAAACCGUUCAAGUUCUGACCAUGAAGCUACAGCCAUGAUGAAAGCUCAGUUUAUGAGUCUCUGGGAUGGAUUGGAUAUUGAUCACAGCUGCCAGGUCAUAGUAAUGGGAGCUACCAAUCGUCCUCAGGACCCUGACUCGGCUAUAAUGAGAAGAAUGCCUACAAGAUUUCAUAUCAACCAGCCUGCUUUAAAACAGAGAGAAGCAAUCCUGAAACUCAUCUUGAAAAAUGAAAAUGUGGACAGGCAUGUAGACCCACUGGAAGUUGCCCAGGAAACAGAUGGGUUUUCAGGAAGUGACCUAAAAGAGAUGUGUCGAGAUGCUGCCCUCCUCUGUGUUAGGGAAUAUGUUAAUUCUACAGCAGAAGAAAGCCACGGUGAAGAUGAAAUCCAGCCUGUUCAACAGCAGGACCUGCAUCGGGCAAUUGAAAAGAUGAAGAAAUCAAAGGAUGCAGCAUUUCAGAAUGCUUUAACACAUGUUUGUUUAGAUUAAGAGUAAAGAUCAUUUGUACAGUUCAAA